GACCCGCGGCGGAGAUGGCGGCCAGUCCGCGGCGUGUGGGCUUCGUGGGCGCGGGCCGCAUGGCGGAGGCCAUUGCGCAGGGCCUCAUCCGGGCAGGGAAGGUGGAAGCCCAGCACGUGAUGGCCAGCGCCCCAACUGACAGGAACCUCUGCCACUUCCAGGCUCUGGGCUGCCAGACCACCCACUCCAACCAGGAGGUGCUGCAGGCUUGCUCGCUGGUCAUCUUCGCCACAAAGCCUCAUGUGCUGCCUGGCGUCCUGGCUGAGGUGGCCCCCGUGGUUACCACAGAGCACAUCUUGGUCUCUGUGGCUGCAGGGGUCCCGCUGAGCACCCUGGAGGAGCUGCUGCCCCCCAAUGCCCGGGUGCUGCGGGUCUCACCCAACCUGCCCUGCACGGUGCAGGAGGGGGCCAUGGUGAUGGCACUGGGCCGCUGUGUGGGGAGUGGCGAGGCUGGGCUGCUGCGGGAGCUGCUGGAGGCCUGCGGCCGGUGUGAGGAGGUGCCCGAGGCCUACGUGGACAUUCACACGGGCCUCAGCGGCAGCGGCGUGGCCUUUGUGUGCACCUUCUCCGAGGCCCUGGCCGAAGGCGCCAUCAAGAUGGGCAUGCCCAGUGCACUGGCCCACCGCAUCGCUGCCCAGACCCUGCUGGGCACUGCCAAGAUGCUGCUGCAGGAGGGGCAGCUGCCCGCCCAGCUGCGCACCGACGUGCUCACUCCCGGGGGCACCACCAUCUAUGGGCUGCAUGCUCUGGAGCAGGGCGGCCUGCGUGCGGCCACCAUGAGUGCCGUGGAGGCCGCCACCACGCGGGCCAAGGAGCUCAGCAGGAAGUAGGCUGCCCCGUGUCGCCCUUCC
Molecule: messenger RNA, 851 nt
Organism: Ochotona princeps (American pika)
Lineage: Eukaryota; Metazoa; Chordata; Mammalia; Lagomorpha; Ochotonidae
Gene: PYCR3
Product: pyrroline-5-carboxylate reductase 3
Exons: 6
Coding region: 15-830 (271 amino acids)
Biological process (GO): L-proline biosynthetic process
Molecular function (GO): pyrroline-5-carboxylate reductase activity
Source: RefSeq, a predicted model, not a curated record